GUUGUCUACAAGCCCACGAACCCUCAAGCUAAACGCUAUAUAUAUUACCUAAGACCCUGCUGGCUCCAUCAUCCAGAGGACUGGCCGUCUGUCAGCACGAUGCCAGGCAAACCUGCGCCCAUCAAGAAGUCCCCAGCCAAGAAGGCUGCCGAGAAGGCACCUGAGCCCGCCCCGGAGCCUGAACCCGCUCCCGUAGAGCCUCCACCUGCGGAAACACCUGCGGAGGCUGCGACUGUCGAAGCCGCUCCCGCUGAGGCACUGGCCGAGGGAGAAGCAGCCCCCGCCGCCCCAGCAGAGGACACCCCCGCAGCGGAAGGAAGCGCUCCAGUUGAUGCCACAGCCACUGAGGAAGCAGCUGAUUUGGCAGCUCCCUGUGUUGGUAAACACACACCACGGGCGGUCUACACACACACAAGCUGCAAUGCAUGUGUGUUUGUGUCCCACUGUGCACUACACAUGCUGCUGCUCCCACUGCUGAACACGUUGCCGCUGCUCCCGCUGCAGAAGCUCCCGCAGAUGCUGCUCCAGCAGAAGCUGCCGUAGUUGAGGAGCCGCCAAAGGCCCCCACGCCCCCACCUCCUGCAGUCCCCACCAGCACUCCUCUGGAAGUAUCUGUGGAAGAUGUGAACGACUCCAGCCUUACCAUUAAAUGGAAGACGCCAGAGACCAUCGGAGACUCCGGCCUGGACGGAUACAUCAUUGAGUACUGCAAAAACGGAACAACAGACUGGGUUGUAGCUCAGGAGGAGUUGACCUCAGCUAACCGCUACUGCGUCAAGAAUCUGACAACCGGUGACCUGCUGCAUGUGCGCGUGGUGGCCGUAAACCCCGGUGGCCGCAGUGAACCUGGUACACUAGCCGAGCCUGUGCCAAUCCGCGAGAUUGUUGACCGUCCCAAGAUCCGCAUGCCCCGCGUCCUCAGAUCCCGUUGUGUCAAGCAGGUUGGAGAGCAGAUCAACCUGGUCAUCCCCUUUCUUGGAAAGCCCAAACCUGUGGUGUCCUGGCUUAAGGAUGGUCAGCCUCUGGAUACAAAGAGGGUCAACGUCAGGAACAGUGACAAGGACAGCAUCAUGUUUAUCCGCACUGCUCAGAGGGAGGACUCUGGUGUUUACGAGAUGACUGUUAAAGUGGACAGCUUUGAAGACAAAGCCACCGUCACCCUUCAGAUUGUGGAGCUGCCCGGCCCUCCUGCCAGUGUGAAGCUGGUGGAUGCCUGGGGCUUCAACGCUGCUCUGGAAUGGACCCCUCCCAAGGAUAAUGGCAACACAGAGAUCACUGGAUACACUGUCCAGAAGGCCGACAGGAAGACCGGGGAGUGGUUCACGGUGUUGGAGCAUUACCACAGGCUAACUGCCACCGUCUCAGACCUCAUCAUGGGCAACUCGUACUGCUUCAGAGUCUUUGCUGAGAACCAAGUGGGCAUCAGCGAGACAAGCGCUGUCACCAAGGAAGUGGCCACCAUCCAAAAGACAGGUAUUGUCUACAAGCCUCCCGAGUACCUGGAGCACGACUUCAGCGAGGCACCCAAGUUCACCACACCCCUCAGUGACCGCGCUGCCACUGUGGGAUAUACCACCAAGCUGCUGUGUUCUGUUCGUGGAUGCCCCAAGCCUAAGAUCGAGUGGUUGAAGAAUCAGAUGGUCAUCGGUGACGACCCCAAGUUUCGUCAGAUCUCUAACCAAGGCAUUUGCUCCCUCGAGAUUCGUAAACCUUGCUGCUUCGAUGGCGGCGUGUACACCUGCAGAGCCAAGAAUGCCCAGGGAGAGGCCACUGUCUCCUGCAAGCUGGAGGUCAAACAGAUUAUUCUUUCAGAGGCAGACAAGGAGAAGGGCAAAUAAACCAACACCCAAACCUCCAGAGUGCCUUUAAAGGACCAGCAGAAGUCUAGGCCUUAUGUUUUAAGAGUGUUGGAGGAGGUGAGAGAAAAAGUUGUGGCUGGCUGUGCAGCAGUGUGUACAUAAUGAAGAAGGGGACAGAACAACAUACCUCCAUAUCCAUUUCCACCACCACACACCCAGACUCACCCACUCCUUCCAGUAUGCAGGGAAGACCCUUGCCACCCAACCCAUCCCAGUUUGCCAAAUGUUGUUGAUGAUGUUAUUUUAGCUGGUGACUUGUAUGUAAGUCUAUAUUUACAAUUGUUUGUUUCUGCUUGUGUCCAUGUACAGUAUGUAUAUGUACUGCCUAAUAAAACAGUGAAUCCUUGGACGUGCUAUUGCAAUGACUGUAUGGACAUGUAAUAAAAAUUGUAUUUAAUUAUA
Molecule: messenger RNA, 2261 nt
Organism: Siniperca chuatsi (mandarin fish)
Lineage: Eukaryota; Metazoa; Chordata; Actinopteri; Centrarchiformes; Sinipercidae
Gene: mybpha
Product: myosin binding protein Ha
Exons: 15
Coding region: 426-1838 (470 amino acids)
Molecular function (GO): protein binding
Source: RefSeq, a predicted model, not a curated record